ACGUCAGUUUCGUAACCAUCAGAGAGCAAAACAUGCCGAUCGGUUUUUCGUGCUCCGCGUAGUCGCGAACUUUUUCACCAACUUCUUGACCGAAAAGCCGCCCCAAAAUGCUGUCGCAAACGUUCCGCCAUGGCCUGCGGGCCGUCAUGCAACGCCACCACGGAGCCCGCACCCUAUCCGCGCGUUCCCUGCCCCAGCAGCAGGACGAGUACACGGCCGAGCCGGAAUAUCCCCCCAUCCAGGAGCUCUCGUUCCGGGCGAAAAAGGCCCGCGAGGCGGCCCAGUGGCACGAAAAGAUCCGCCAGCUCAGUUCCGUCGAGGAGAAGCUGUUGGAGAUUAAUAUGCCUAAGUAUUAUGGGUACAAGGCGCACAUGAUCAGCGACGGCAAGGUUCCGUACAAUGCGCUGCCGUUGGCGCAGUACGCGACCAGGACGCACUUUGUGGAGGGACAGUUGCCGGAAGGGUACGGAAAGCUGGAGGCGGAUGCCAAAGUGCUGCUGGAAGCACUGCGGGGGGAGCUGGAGGACGUUCUUGAGUUUGAGUUGGGUGGGUACAGCCACCCGGAACUCUCGGACGAAUCGCUGACCGCCCAGCAGCGCGAGGAACUCCUCACUUCGUCGCUACUUCGCGCCCUCAACCGAGUGCUCGUGAACGGCCUGUCCGGCCAGCACUCGCACCUGGCCGAGCUCGAGCAGGACUUUGAUCCGCGCCACGAAGCGUUCUGGUUCGUCGGCGGAAUGCCACCGCCUUCGUUAGUUCGCAAAAUCAAGGAAGGCGUCGAGUGGCAAAAGCCGUACGCUGAUGAUCCGUACGACCGUAAGUUCCAGUACGUUGGGCAGCCAUACCUGGCGCUGCGCCACAAACAUCCACUCGGGCCGGUCGCCGGAGACGAUUUGGCAACGUUGGAUUACCGCAAGGAUAACGUUGAGAUUCCAGUGUUCAAGUACGAUCCCAUCUCGCUCGGAUAUCACACGGAGCAACGCUACGCCACGACCAUUCCCGGCUUCUGGCCCGGUGACCAGCACGAGUUCGGACUGGUCUCGUUUCAGCGGCGAAGUCACGCCCAGAUUCGCCACACCUACUGCGCCGUAGACGACCUCCAGGAAGCACUCCACGCGCAGGCCAUCUUCUCCAGCUAUGCUUGGCUGUUCGGCCAGGCUUGCUAUCAAGGAUUCUCCACCUUCAACGACCUUACCUACCCCCUCACCACGCAAACAAUCACCACCGACGGCAAAAACUGGUCCUUUUACGUCUACCAGCUCAACACGACCCUCGUCCACUCGGACCAACCCGAGCAGAACCCGCGCUACAACCGCUGCUGGGGCACGCAAGAACUCCAACUGUACGACCACAUCGACGAAGCCACCGGCAAAAUCCACGGCCUCAACGACCAAGUCCUCCUCCACCUAAUCUCCUUCUACGCCAACGCCCCCAAACCUCCACAAUCCAUCGACCUAAAACCAAACCUGUGCAAAACGGAGACCCGCGUGGCCAACAUCAUCGACGAGAAGCGGCGCGUCUUCAUGGAGCAAAACUACAAGUACCGCGUUUCGAACCGACCCCGUCACCGGCCCGACCCCGAGCUGUACCUGUGGGAGAAGAUCUACAAGGUGGACAACAACACGCGGCCAAUGGAACCGAAGCGGCGCCCCUUCGAGCUGCACCAGAACAUGUAUCGGCGCCGUUUGGACGAGCACGCGCCCAAGUACAUUCCGCGCCAGGUGCGACCGGACGGACCGAAGAGCAAGCCCCGCUUCGAGGCGACGUACUAUCCGAGCGUCAGGCGAUAAAGGGGUGAGUUGUGCUUUUUUUUCUUCUUAGUGUGAUGUAUCAAUAAAAUGUUGGUCGAAAAUUGCA
This is a messenger RNA of Culex pipiens pallens (northern house mosquito), 1857 nucleotides long. RefSeq names its product 39S ribosomal protein S30, mitochondrial (gene mRpS30). Lineage: Eukaryota; Metazoa; Arthropoda; Insecta; Diptera; Culicidae. The coding region runs from base 108 to 1790 and encodes 560 amino acids. The record is from RefSeq and is a predicted model, not a curated record. Gene Ontology annotation, biological process: translation. The transcript has a single exon. Gene Ontology annotation, cellular component: mitochondrial large ribosomal subunit; ribosome; mitochondrion. Gene Ontology annotation, molecular function: structural constituent of ribosome.